Messenger RNA from Chelonoidis abingdonii (Abingdon island giant tortoise), 1697 nucleotides. The record is from RefSeq and is a predicted model, not a curated record. Lineage: Eukaryota; Metazoa; Chordata; Testudines; Testudinidae.
CCCAAUUCCUCACACAUGCUCUCACCCCUCUAUACCUCCUCAUCCCUUCCCCUCCUCACUCCCCCUCCGGCCCUGCCCCAACUUCUCCUCCUACACAAGUCUCUUUCUCCCCAGUCAGGUCAUUCUGUGAGCCCUUUCCCAAGUCUCACUCUCACAGGAGCACUCCUGAGGGCUCGUGCCACCUCUCGUGUAUUGCCAGGGGCUCCCGUGCAGGGUCUGGUUGGGUCUGACUCUCCGCUUCCCCCCUCAGGCCUGCACUCUAGGCGCGUAUUUCACACGGUGGUGUCGGAGCCCGGCCCGGGGCUGCCCUGGUACAGCCGUGUUGGGUACGUGGACGAUCAGGUCAUCUUCAACUACACCAGCGAGUCGCAGAGGGUGGAGCCCCGCUCAGUGUGGAUGGCACAGAACGAGGAUCCGGAGUUCUGGGACUUUCAGAACUUUUGGGCACAGCGCUGGCAGGCCUGGUUCAACGCGAGUCUGAACACCCUGCGUGAGCUCUACAACCAGAGCGAGGGGUUUCACAUUAUCCAGAUGAUAACCGGCUGUGAUCUCCGGGAAGACAACACCACUUGGGGGUUUUACCAGGAUUCAUAUGAUGGACGAGACUUUCUUACCUUCCAUAAGGAGACCAUGACUUGGGUAGCAGCAGAUAUCGGAGCUCAGAUCACCAAGAGGAGAUGGGAUGCUGAAAUAGGUGACUACCAGCACUGGAAACGCUACUUAGAGGAGAGAUGUAUCCCCUGGCUAAGGAGUUCUCUAGAGUACGGGAAGGAGACUCUACAGAGGAAAGUGCGCCCAACAGCUAGAGUGAGUGACAGGUCAUCUCAUGACAGGCUCACCACCCUCUCCUGUAAGGUCAGUGGGUUCUAUCCCCGGGACAUCACCGUGACCUGGCUGAAAAAUGGGGAGAGCAGACAGCAAGAGACCUACUCUGAAGGCAUCCUCCCCAGUGGGGAUGGGACCUACCAGACCUGGGUGACAAUGGAGAUUGAUCCCAAGAUCAAAGCCCAUUAUUCAUGUCAAGUGGAGCAUGAAAGCCUGUUAGAGCCACUCUCUGUCCCCUGGGAACCAAGUAACAGUCUGAUUCCCAUUGUUGCUGGAGUUAUCACUGCAGUUCUCCUAAUUGGUGUUAUAAUCGGAGUAGUCAUCUGGAAAAAGAAACACCCAGGGAGAAAGGGAGAUGGCUACACUGUAACUCAGGGAAAUGACCAGGGAUCUAGUGGCUCUGACAUAUCUGCCAAGGCUUAACAGAGCCUGUUGGAGUCUGUCCACAACCUGAGGGGAUGCCAUAGAGGAAGAUUGAUGAGCUGUGCUCUGUCUCCCUACAAGAACCAAUCAGCCUCUCCCUAGCUUUUCUCUGGCACUUGGAGCAUCCUGUGUGGGAUUUCUGGCCUCAUCUAUCUGCUCACUGGACCACCUUUUACUUUUCAGAUGUAAUAGUUUUCUGUAAUCAUGUUUUAUUUUGCACUGAAUAAUUACCAACAUUUUAAUGGAUAAAAACUCUUUUAGUAAGAUUUUAGUAUUUGCUACAUUUAGUGUGUGCACUCAGUGCUCUGUGCUGUGCAGCGCUGUUUGCACACCCUGAACGGUGCGCUAGAUAUGGGAGCAGUAACCGCUUGGGUGUAUAGGGUGGGGGACGUAUUUUUUUUUCCUGUAGAAUUUCAUGAUUAUGACUUGGUAAAUUGCCUGGUCUACUC